AUGUUAGAGGUAAAUUGCAAUAUUGUUAUGGUUCAUCAAGAUUACCCGGGUGUGAAUUUGAUGCCACCACAAUCCAUGCAUCCUGCAUAUUCAUUCGUUACUCAACAAAUGUCACCAUAUAAACAUCAUCAUCAUCAUGCACAACAUCCAUCUCACAUGCCACCAAUGUAUCAUCAACAAGUACCAACAAAUCCCUAUUAUUCUCAUCGGAAUCAAGCCUCUCUAUUACGAGGUGGUAUUGGUCUACCGUUACCAUCUCAAGUAUCAUCACAACAACAGCAACAACAACAACAACAACAAGGAGGAGGACAAAUGGAUCAAAAUCACAAUCCACUUGAUAGUAAGCAUGUGUUAUGA
This is a messenger RNA of Didymodactylos carnosus, 357 nucleotides long. Lineage: Eukaryota; Metazoa; Rotifera; Eurotatoria; Philodinida; Philodinidae. The record is from the annotation of a GenBank genome assembly.